AGAUCAAGACGAAUCUUUAGGCUUGUGAUAAAGAAAUCUUCCUGCUGCAAUCCAACGCAUUCUUACUUUCUUAGUCUCUGGCCGUCUGAGUUUGACACAAACAGAAGGAGGAAGGGAAGGAAUGGCAACAGCAAGCCGAGAGGAGAUGGGAGUGACCAAGGAACAAGUUGAAUCUUCACUGACUUCCAAAUUAAACCCUUCUCAUCUCGAAGUAAUUGAUACAUCUGGAGGGUGUGGAGCAAGUUUUGCAAUCGAGAUUGUCUCUGAACAAUUUGAAGGCAAGAGGCUGCUGGAGAGGCAUCGCAUGGUGAAUGGCGCGCUUCAAGAGGAGAUGAAGCAAAUCCAUGCUCUCUCAAUUAAGAAAGCUCUUACACCUGAGCAGUGGAAACAACAGCAAGAGACUGAAAAAUCGAAAUCUGAUGCCUAGCAAAAGGUGCUUGAGUAAUCUAGACACUUAAAACUCAGUUAUGUAACAAUUUGGAAUGGAAUUUGAGCUUUGAAUAUGAGAAGAAAUACAAUUAUCUUUGGAAUUUACUUCGGUUAUUUUUGGCAAGCUCUGAUAUUUUUGUCUUGCGCAUGUUAUGUUAUACUUU
Rubroshorea leprosula is the source of this 593-nucleotide messenger RNA. The record is from the annotation of a GenBank genome assembly. Lineage: Eukaryota; Viridiplantae; Streptophyta; Magnoliopsida; Malvales; Dipterocarpaceae.